Molecule: messenger RNA, 854 nt
Organism: Dreissena polymorpha
Lineage: Eukaryota; Metazoa; Mollusca; Bivalvia; Myida; Dreissenidae
Exons: 4
Coding region: 27-722 (231 amino acids)
Molecular function (GO): protein binding
Source: RefSeq, a predicted model, not a curated record
AUGUAUAGUCGCCUUAUCAGUUUAAUAUGAACUUCAUUCUCAGCCUUUUAAUUAGUAUCGGGUUUACCAAAGGUAAUGACAACAUGGCGCUAUGGUUAAUGCUCAUGUAUGUGCUAGUCGGAACCUGCUAUUAUAUCCAUGGAUGCGAGGAUCUCCAAAUUAGAGUGGCGUCUCUAGAGGCCGCUGUGCAACAACAAAAUGCCACCAUCUUAACAUUGUUGGCCGCCAUUUCUGAACAGACCAAUGCCGCCAAGGACAUGGAAGACCUGAAACAGGAAGUAGAUGCGCUCCGCCGAAAAGGUGACAAUGUCAGGGGCAGACGACAGACCGAGGCGUUUGGCUUCACGGCGUAUCACGACCGAGAAGAGGCUCUCAACAAGGGCGACACGCUCAAGUUCAGCCGGACGUUAUACAACGCCAACUCCAUGUACAAUCCGGACACGGGCGUUGUCACGAUCCCCCUGGACGGCACCUAUAUCUUUUCGGUGACUAUUGAACACUGGCAAACACAGGAGCUCCGCUGCUACUUACUGGUCAACGGGGCAAACAUGAUUGACGUCAUCAUCUACCCCGAUGGCAAGAGUACCCAGUCCAGCAAUACGGCCGUGCUCGGUUUGAACGUCGGAAGCACGGUGCGUGUCACGUGCGAUCAGGGUAACGUGUUCGGGGCAGACGGGUUCCGCGGUACCACGUUCUCCGGCGUGUAUUUGUACGGGUUUUAAGUAGUAAAAUAUCCGAUAAUAAACAUGUACAUAUUGCAGUACAAAAGCAUGUUAAAAUACAUUAAAUUGCACAUCUGUUCAAUCGCAAUAUCAAAUUAACUUGUUGGAAAUUAAAGGUAUUGUACAUGUUAA